AUGGCGACGACUGACAAAAAGAUCACUUUAAAUGGAACAAAUGGUGAUAAUAAACAUCUUAUUCUUGAAUCAAUUAAUAAUCAUGAUCAUAUUAAAAAUGAAUUGAUUCUAUUUACGGAUCAACAACAGGAUUUAUUUGAUUCAAAAAAUAAAAAACAACGACUCUUAUCUAGUUUAGAUGGAGUUCGAUCUUGUUCAUCUUCUCCUUCUUCAUUACUCAUGUUAAAUGGUAAUAUUGAUCAUACAUCUGAUUCUUAUCCAACAUCUCCUAUUAAACAAAAUAAUUCAAUGGACAAUGGUACUAAUAAUCAUUGUUCGCCCGAACAACAGCAUAAAACAAUUUUUUCUGCCCAAUCAUUAUCGUCACCAUCAAAUAAUAAUUAUGUAACUUAUGCACAAAUUAAAGAAGAAACUAGUCGACACGAUUUGAUACAAAUCAAUUUUUCUUCAUCUGAUAAACAUUCAUCAAAUAUUUCAGCUGAUGAACAACAUGGUGAUGUUAAUACACCGACAACCAGAACUCCAGUCACAACAUCACCCAUAACAGAAUGUCAAAGUGAAGAAAGUGAUUGUCUAUUAAAUGAGAAAGAUGAAAAAGUGAAAAAAAUUAACAAACGUAAAUCUGGUGCAAGACAUAAUAAUAAACGGUUACAUAGUAAUGACGAUUCAUUUAGUAAUACAAAUAAUUAUAUUACUCAAUUACCAUUACCAUCUCCUGCAUCAACAACAAUUCAUUCAGGUUCAAUGAAUGCUACAAUUAUUUUAAAUUUAAUACGUCCAUUACUUGAAGGAAAACCGGACGAUGACAUUGAGACAACAUUGGACUAUUUAAUUGACAGUUUACAGAGACUUCGUGAACAUGUAAGAAAAGCUAUAGAUAACGAAACUAUAAAAACUGAGUCUGUAUCUCCUCGAUUUUAUAAAGAACAACGUUCAAAUGAUGAUCAUCCAUUAAAUUUGACCAAACCAAAAUCAAAAAAAACAAAUCGUUUUAAUAAUAGAGAAACUUCAACGAACAGUGAUAAUAGUAAUUCAAAUUCUCCAUCGCCAUUAAUUAACAGUGCUAAUAGUGCGAAUAAUAAUAACAACAAUGUAUUUUCACCAUUUCUAUAUGCUAAUAAUUCAUUAUUUGCUGCUCUUGCGACACAAAGUCCACCAUCACAUCUUAGUUCAUAUUUAAGUUUGUCCAAACUGGCAAAUGAAUCUAAUCUAAAACAAAACAGUGAUACUAACAACAAUACAGCAAUGCGAUUCUUAAAUCCGGCAUUUUUAGCAGGCUGUAUGAGUAUGUAUGGUUUUAAUGUUCCAGAGUCAACAUCAUCAUCAAAUACUGGACAUUCUUCUGCAACAACAUUAGGAACAAAUUCCAUAUCUCCAUCUUCAUCUUUACAUCAUCAAUCGUCAAAUAAUUCAGCAGUCGGAUUAAACAUAGCUGCUCAACAUCAUUCAUCUCACCAUCAACAUUAUAAUAACGUUGAUAUUCAUGAGUCAAAAGACAAAUAUUCAAUGAUAGAAAAAGAACCGUCCAUAGUUGAACCUAUUCGUCACAAUAAUCGACAUACGAACGAUAAUGAUCAACAUAUUAAGAGGCCAAUGAACGCUUUUAUGGUAUGGGCACGUGAAGAAAGACGAAAAAUUUUGAAAGCUUGUCCUGAUAUGCAUAAUUCAAGUAUAAGUAAAAUAUUGGGUGCCAGAUGGAAAGCAAUGACUAAUGAAGAAAAACAACCCUAUUAUGAAGAACAAUCUCGAUUAAGUAAAGUACAUAUGGAAAAAUAUCCCGACUAUCGAUAUCGGCCACGACCUAAACGAACAUGUGUUAUUGAUGGAAAAAAAUUAAGAUGGAGUGAAUACAAACAAAUGUUAAAACAACGAAAAAGAUGUCAGUUUGGUGAAAUAGGUGGAUCAUUACCUUAUUUAGGAAAAGUCGAAGCCAACAAAAUUUCAACCAUGGCAGAUAAAAACGGUCCAUCACCAUCAAUAAUUGAUUCGACUCGUUUAAUAAAGAAGAAUGCAUCUAAUAUCAAUUCAAGAUUGAAACCGCAUCAAAUUUAUUUUAGUAAAGAAUUACCAGCCGCUGAAAAACGCCGUAAUUUAGUUGAUAGAUAUAUAUCAACUUUACUGGAUCAUCCAUUGGCGUUUUUUUCACAUUUCAAUGACGCUUUACCAAGCAAACUUUAUGAAAGAGUCGCAAAGCUUCUUGAAGCAGAACUCUUACGAUCAGGUGAUGAUCAUGGAUCAAGUACUGAACCCGAAAAAGAGUCUGACGUAGGAAGUAUUCACAGUCGAAUACCAACAGCUACCAGUGAAAAAAGUAACAAAAAUAUGAAUAAUAACCAAGAAUUAAAAAUGUCUGAGCAGUUUUUUGAAGCCCAGGCGAAUACUGGUGAUUUUGAGCAAAAUCGUUCAAGUACGUCUCCUGUUGAAAGUGUUCAAUCAAAUCACUUAAAUACUGGUUCAACUGUCUAUGAUGAAAAUCAAACUUCAUGGGAAAACGCUGAAGAAUUAGAAAAAAAAUUAAAAAACCCGUAUAGAUGGUUUAUUGAAAAACAGCGUGAAAAACAAGCAUCUCAAGGCCCAAGCUCCGAUGAAAGCGAAGCUAUGGCUAUGGAAUCGCGACUUCGAGUCGUAUCAGAAGAAUUUUGCAAUUGGCUUCAUUCACUUGGCGGUGAAAGUAACGUUGAUAUUGAUCCGAGUGUGGUUCGAAAUUUAUUUUCAACGGCAUAUGAUACAAAACCAGCAUUGAGUGUGCCAAUAAAAAUUGUAGAAAUGACAAGAAUACCAGUUGAAUUGCGAGAAGGUGCACAAGAAACCAUGUUACCAUCUGAUCUAGAAGAGGCUAGCAUCUCUGGUGAUAAGAACUUAAAGUCACUAAGCAAUAAACAAGCACAUCCUACUCAAACUCGAAUAGUUGAUGAAAAACAGAAUCGGCAGAAGUAUCGCUAUGGUGCUUGGUAUUUGCCAAAAGAAUUAUGGAAAAAAGCAUUGAAAGAUGAAGAAUUACAAGAUCCGAAAGUACUUAAAGAAGAAUUGGAAGAUGUAACGAGACAACGGGAAGAACAAAUUAAUGCUCGACUAGCUCCAUUACACGGAGUGAAAGCGUUUAAAGAAUAUUUACAAGAGAAAAAUUUUCGAAGAUUACCUAAAAUUUUCGAUGAAAUAAUGACCGAUAAACCUGAUUUGUAUGCUGGCUAUAAUGAUUUUAAUCCUUUACUGGAUACAGAUGGUCUUAAAUAUGAUACAGAUUUACAAAUGGCAGUGCUAAAAACUAGUCAUGGUCGAAGAGCUCCGCCGGUAUCUCAACCACCUGGUAGUUCAAUGGGUGCAGCGCCAACUCAACGAAUGGGAACAGCAUCGACAAGGUUAGCACAACAACAACAGCUACAACCUCCUGGUUCUGCCGCUAGAAUGCAAACUGGUACCGCUCGACCAGGUGGUCAACGACCAACAACAGCGGUACAAGGAGCAGGUUUUAUAACUGGUUCUAUUGGAUCUGGUGCUAGUACAAUAGGGACAAUAACUCCAGCACAAUUUGAAAAAAAAGAAGAAACUAGCGAAGAUCGAGCAAAAAAAAUGGAAAAAAUGGUUAUUGAUCUUGUUGACGAAAGUUGUAUUGCACAUGAAAAAGCAGAUACCCAAGAGGCAUUACGAAAAGCUGAAGAAGCAUUAAAAAUCGAAAAAAAUUUGAGCAGAUAUAGAGAAGAACAAAAUUUAGGAGAGUCAGAUAUUGGUCUGUCCGGAUUUGUAAUUUUAAAUUGUGCAAAUAUGUACUCAAAAUGUGGAAUGAACUCUGAAGCACUUAAUCAAUAUAAUAUUAUAUUAAAAGGUAAAUUGUUACCCGUUUCAAGUCGACUUCGUAUUAAUAUUGGCAAUGUAUUCUUACACACAAAACAUCAUGCAAAAGCAUUAAAAAUGUAUCGAAUGGCACUUGAUCAAAUACCUGAACAAAAUGCCGAUCUUAAAUUUAAAGUACGUGAAAAUAUUGCUGCAGUUCAUAUCGAAAUGGGUCAAUAUAAUGAGGCAGCUCAAUGUUACGAGUCAAUUGUACAAGAACGUCCAAAUUAUCGUAGUGGAUUUAAUUUAUUAUUGUGUUAUCAUACAUUAGGUCAACGAGAAAAAACAAAACGGGCAUUUACAGAUCUGUUAAAAAUUCCAUUUUUAUCAUCAGAUGAUGAUAAUUAUCAAGCGCCACCGGAAGAUAAACAAGCCAAUUUAGUGAUGGAAGCAAUUCGUGAUGAUCGAUUAAGAACAUUUGAACGAAAGAGACGACGUUUUGCUGAACACGUUAUUGUUACAGCUGCAAAAAUUGUUGGCAGUAAUGUCGAUGGAGAUUUUGUAUCGGGAUAUGAAUGGUGUAUAGAACAAGUUCGAAAUUCAACUUAUUUAGAACUUGCAAGUGGACUCGAAAUUCAGAAAGCCAUUGCUUAUUUACGUGAAAACAAUUUUCAAAAAGCAAUAUCAACAUUAAAAGAGUUUGAAAAAGCAGAAGCAAAACUGGCUAGUGCAGCUGCCACCAAUUUAUCAUUUCUCUAUUUUCUUGAAAAAGAUCUUCCAAAUGCUCAUAAAUAUGCCGAUUUAGCAUUGAAGACUGAUAAAUUUAAUCCAGCAUCAUUGACAAAUAAAGGAAACUGUUGUUUUGCAGAAACUGACUUUGAGAAAGCACGUUAUUAUUAUGAAGAAGCAUUACACAUUGACGCUGGUUGUGUGGAGGCGCUUCAUAAUCUUAUAUUGACAUUAAUGAAGUCAAAUCAAUAUCAACGCGUGAAAGAUUUACUUCAUAAAUAUACAACAAUCCAGCCACAAAAUACACAAGUGUUUUGUUUAAUGGCAAAAACCUUACAACAGACUAAUGACGCUGAUCAUGCGAAGAGCUGGUAUUUACAAGCGUUAAGUGCAUACCGUAUGGAUAGUCACUUACAUAGGAAAUUAGGUGAAUUAAUCGAUGAACAAGGUGAUAAAUCCGAUGCAUUUCAAUACUUCUUUGAUGCCUAUCGACACAAUCCAACAGACAUUGAAACUAUUCAAUGGUUAGCCUCGUAUUAUAUUGAAGCACAAUAUCCAGAAAAAGCCGGUAGACCCGGUGAAAUUAAAUGGCAUAUGAUGGUUGCUAGUUGUCAUAGACGAAGUGGAGACUAUACAGCAGCUUUAGAAAAAUAUAAAUGGAUUCAUAGCCAUUUUCCUGAUAAUACAGAUUGUAUACAAUUUUUGGUUAAAAUUGCCACGGAUCUCGGUUUACCGGAGGUAGAACAUUAUCAGAAUGAAUUAAAAAAAGUAAAUAAAAUGAAAGAAGUUCAAAUGCAGAGAAAAACAAGUGCUGAAAAAAGUAAAAAUAUUGUUAAAGGUCGAAAAAUAUCGUCUGCUGACAAAGAUGCUCAAUUGCUUAGACCAGAAAACAGUGGUGGAAAUUCAAGAGACGGUCGACAACCGAGUGGUAACAGACGAAAUUUUGAUUUGGAAAAUACUGAAGGUGUAUUUUCACAAAAAGAUCCAGUAUUGGCACAAUUUGAACAGCUACCUGAUCAUAUGACUAAUGAAAGACCCAAAACAGCUAUUAGUAAAAAAGAAACAAAUCCUAUUGUUUUUGAUGAUGAUGAUAAUGCGGCUGAUUUACUUCCCGAUUGA
This is a messenger RNA of Didymodactylos carnosus, 5619 nucleotides long. The record is from the annotation of a GenBank genome assembly. Lineage: Eukaryota; Metazoa; Rotifera; Eurotatoria; Philodinida; Philodinidae.